AUGCACAGACGCUCGUCGGGAUCCCCUGUCGAGGACGAAGAUUCCUCGGUCUCCCGAACAGACGACCAUGGCCCGAAUGCCAUCGACGAAAAUUCGCGAUCGCAAAUAGCACAGCGCGGCACCAGCUUUGACCUCCGCCGCGACGGCAGCGCGACGCCGCGCUCCCGAAACUCGAGCAUGUGGCGCACCCCGUCCUCCCAACCUUCCAACGAUACCAAAGCCAUGCCAUUGGGCUCCCCUCGGCUCCCCAUGGAGGUUCCCUCCCCUGAAGGUCGACGAGCGCGCCAAUCCCGUCUGCGCAGUCCUUGGUCCUGUUCCAUCUUGACUGCGUUCACGACAUGCAUUGCCGUCGCGUUCUUGAUCUCCAUCGUUCAAUCGUUCACCGGUCGGCAGAUUGGUGGAGAUGGAUGCGGUGUUCCAAUGAUGAGCCCGACCUUCAUUCGCAUGUUGGAAUUCGAUACCGAACACACCCGAUUCGCAAGCAAAUACAAUCUCUUCUUGUACCGGGAGGAAGGCGUGGAUCCCUACACUCAGGAUAACAUCGGGUUAAAUGGUGUACCUGUUCUAUUUCUACCCGGAAACGCUGGCAGCUACCGACAAGUCCGGUCCCUGGCCGCCGAGGCCUCGCGACAUUACUACGACGUGGUUCGACACGACGAAAGCCGACAUGCGGCUGGAACAAGAAGCUUGGAUUUCUUUAUGGUCGACUUCAACGAAGAUAUGGCGGCGUUCCAUGGACAGACUCUGCUGGAUCAGGCGGAAUACGUGAACGAAGCGAUCUCAUACAUUCUAUCACUUUACCAUGACCCCCGACGGACACGCCGAGACCCCGGGUUACCAGAUCCCAGUGCUGUUAUUCUCAUCGGACACUCUAUGGGUGGGAUUGUGGCCCGAACUUCUUUGACCAUGGCCAACUACCAGGCUAAUUCGGUCAACACGAUUAUCACAAUGUCUGCACCCCACGCGAAGCCGCCGGUCUCUUUCGACUCCGAUAUCGUCCAUACCUACAAGCAGAUCAAUGAUUAUUGGCGCGACGCAUAUGCACAGACUUGGGCUAACAAUAACCCGCUGUGGCAUGUCACUCUUAUCUCCAUCGCCGGUGGUGCUCGGGACACUGUGGUUCCUUCCGACUAUGCCAGUAUUUCCUCUCUUGUACCCGAGACGCACGGAUUCACUGUUUUCACCUCUUCUAUUCCAGACGUCUGGAUUGGCAUGGACCACUUGUCGAUCACUUGGUGCGACCAAUUCCGCAAGGCAAUCAUCAAAUCUUUGUUCGAGAUCGUCGAUGCACGACGCCCUACUCAGACAAAACCGCGGGCAGAGCGGAUGCGUGUACUGAAGCGGCGGUACCUGACCGGUCUAGAAUCUGUAGCUGAGCGGACCUUACCUCAAAAGGAAGCGAACACGCUUUUGACUCUGGAGGAUAAUGCAAACACCAUCCUUGCUCAAGGCCAGCGACUGGUCCUGCGUGAGCUGGGCCAUCAACACGGUCCAGAUGUGCGUCUCUUGCCGAUUCCUCCCCAAGGUGUUUCCGGCAAAAAGUUCACCUUGCUCACGGACCAAUCGUUGGACAAGAAUGGCAACAUCGAAGUUUUGUUCUGUAGCGUUUUCCCGCUAUCCAAUGGUCGCUCAACCAAUUUCCCCUUGAAUUUGGAUUUCUCCGGUGGCACCGUGGGCUCGACCCGUUUGGCCUGCAAGAGCGCGGCUGAAGACAGCAUUCAUUUGCCUGCCUCCACCCGCUCGUCGCAAUAUGCCUAUGAUCGUACUGCGCCAUUCUCAUACCUCCAGUAUGACUUAGAGGGCCUUGCAGAACAUCAAUUCGUGGCUGUCGUGGACAAAGCCAAUGUCCCGACCUCAGGAUUCCUUGUCGCCGAGUUCUCGGACAGCUCGGAUGCCCUGAUUCGGGCUAAGGUGGGAUUGGGCGGUUUGUUGAGUGCUGGUCUGAAGAUGCGGCUCCCCGCGAAUCGGCCGAUGCUGACUGAGGUGAAGAUUCCGGCUUUGCACUCAAGUUUGCUAGACUACCGUCUGAAGAUCACGCGGAAUUCCCAAAAGCAGGAGCUGUUUGCUCCAUUGCUCCGACAGUCCGUCUCUGAUCCUCAUGAGUCAAAGUUCUUCGUCAAUGUCAAUGAGGUAAACGUCAACCUGCACGGUAUGGCUCCCUUCAUGCCACCAGCGAUCAGCGAGCAGGCUGCUCUCGGGGGUGUUUCCUUCCAGCUGUGGACGGAUCCAAGCUCCGGCUCGACAGUUGAUAUCUCGCUUCAAGUUGAUCUCACCAGCAGUCUUGGCGAGCUAGUAAUGCGGUACCGGACCAUCUUUGCGGCGUUCCCGUUGCUUGUGGUUGCUCUGGUUCUCCGUAAACAGUUCCAGGUUUACGACGAGUCUGGUUACUUCAUUCCCUUCACCGAUGGUCUUGACCGUGCACUGCGAUCCUCCUUCCCUCUUCUGCUGGUAGCCAUGUCGCUACUGGCCUCCUCCUUGGCUACUUCCAAGGCCUUGCCUCAAACCGAUGAAACCCUUCAUUGGCGAACGAACUCGACCGAGACUCCAAUUGAUUUCACCAAGAACGAUCUGUUACUUGGGUCUCAAGAUGCAUUCUUCUGGUUCCUCGUCCCGGUGUUUGGUCUCAUUAGUGUAGGCGUCUGUGUGCUUGUCAACUACCUCGCCCUUGCCCUCGUGAACAUCUUCUCCUGGGUAUACGGAGCUUCGCACAGCAAGUCGGGCUACAUUCGACGAGAGGAUCGGGGAAAUCUCCCGAUCUUCAGCACCCCAACGCCUCGACGACGCAUCAUUCACACUGCAAUUCUUUUGAUCCUUGUGUCCACCGUCAUUCCAUACCAGUUCGCCUACAUGGUUGCCUGCAUUGUGCAGCUGGCCACAUGCGUGCGGGCACAAUGGCAUGCCAAGGAAACAAGAUCCACUUCGCAUCUGAAUUUCGACAACUACGCACACUCCAUCUUGAUUCUGAUGCUGUGGAUUCUGCCCAUCAAUGUGCUUGUCCUCCUGGUCUGGGCCCACAACCUCGUUGUGCAUUGGUUCAUGCCGUUCUCAUCCCACCAUAACGUAUUAUCCAUUAUGCCCUUCCUCAUACUCGUCGAAACCAUGACAAGUGGCGCUAUGAUUCCACGCAUCACAACCAGGUUCAGAUACAUUACCUCCAUGAUCUUCUUCGCCAUCGCCAUCUACUCCGCGAUCUACGGCGUCUCAUACGCGUAUCUCCUUCACCACCUUGCCAAUCUCCUCGCGGCCUGGUUUGUCGGUAUCUACCUCUUCGGCAACAACUUUUCGCCCCGCCGUCUCUGGCGCAUCAUCGACGGCGACGAGCUCCCCUCCGAAUCGGGGAAUAGUCACGUUAAGAAGGAGCCAUGA
Penicillium soppii is the source of this 3366-nucleotide messenger RNA. Its product is annotated as GPI inositol-deacylase. Gene Ontology annotation, cellular component: endoplasmic reticulum. Gene Ontology annotation, molecular function: phosphatidylinositol deacylase activity. The transcript has 3 exons. Gene Ontology annotation, biological process: GPI anchor metabolic process; endoplasmic reticulum to Golgi vesicle-mediated transport. Bases 1 to 3366 code for a protein of 1121 amino acids. NCBI's taxonomy places the organism in Eukaryota, Fungi, Ascomycota, Eurotiomycetes, Eurotiales, Aspergillaceae. The record is from RefSeq and is a predicted model, not a curated record.